Messenger RNA from Gambusia affinis (western mosquitofish), 5062 nucleotides. It is a transcript of the gene cers1, whose product is annotated as ceramide synthase 1. NCBI's taxonomy places the organism in Eukaryota, Metazoa, Chordata, Actinopteri, Cyprinodontiformes, Poeciliidae. The coding region runs from base 1330 to 2415 and encodes 361 amino acids. Gene Ontology annotation, biological process: ceramide biosynthetic process. The transcript has 7 exons. Gene Ontology annotation, cellular component: membrane. The record is from RefSeq and is a predicted model, not a curated record. Gene Ontology annotation, molecular function: sphingosine N-acyltransferase activity.
AAUGCUCAGUAAAUCAUUGUAGAGGCAAAAAAGGGUCUUGUAAGAUAAGACAAUCCCACAGUUUCUACAUGUUUGGGUAUGAUUUAUUUUUCUUAUUUGUACUGGAAGAUUUGCUUUUGACUAAUAGCAGAUCAAUAACUGUGAUUCAAGUUACACAAAGAUUAAUAUAAAUGCAAAAAAACUAAGAAAUGAGAAUAUUUUAAUUUUUUUAAGAUUAUGUUAUUAAUCUGUAUAUAAAAUGCUGCCCUAAAAGAUGAAAAAGUGUCUGUCUGCCUCAAACUUGCAGGUCAGUGGUCCGCCCAAAGUCGUGCAGACGGCCGCAAAUGGCCCCGGGCCGCAAUUUGGACACCCCGGUAGUAUGUGGCGCUGUACGGUUUUCUCUGUUCUGUCACUUUAAACCAUCCUUUCGGUUCCUCGGUGGUCUAAGUAGAGAGUUCAUAAAGAAGAUAGCGGGCCAGUAAUACGUCACGCCCUUACGCUAGUUUUUUUUUUUUUUUUUCUGUCAUAAAUGCACCUGAGCCAUAAACGCAGUUGUCCUCCUUUCUUUGAACGCACCAGUUGAUCUCCGCUGUGGAGCUGAGAGCGCCUCGUCAAAACGCAGCGUCGGACACGUUGACCAGCGUCGGAAAAAGACAAGGAGAAGAAGAAAAGACGCAUAUACCGGGUUAUAUGUCGGUCUGAUUCUAUUUUCACCGGAAUAACUUGUCCGUGCAUCCGAGCGGCCGCGCUCCCUUAUGAAGUGGCACAGGAUCGUUAUAUAAGGCGGAUAGCGGUCCGAGAUGAGAUGAGAGCGCGUCUCUGACAGAAUAGCAGCAACAAUAGUCUGGCCGUGCUGCGUGUUCCCGUGUCUGCGCUGGGUUUUAAAGGUUAAUUCAUUAACGGUCCCGCUAACACCGGGGACGCUGCUCCCUCCACUGCGCUGUCCGUUUGAUUUACUGUAAGCUAGGCGGCUAACCUGCCGCAGAUGAGCCGUGUGCGUAGCGGAAUGAUGAGCGGGAUGAACCACCAAGCUGUCGCAGAUGGGUCAGAUUAACUCCAAGAAACCCUUCCUGUAAUUUGGCGUGGUUAUAAUUUCUAUUUAAAAUUUAAUCACCGCCUUUGGUUUGAUCUGACCCCGAAGAUUUUUCCAAUAAAAGAGCAAAGAAUGGGCCCACGUCUUAAUUUGGGAAAGAAAAAAUUAGGCGCCUAAAGAGGGGAUAAGCUUGUUAGAUAAGCUUGCUCUGGGUGCUUUAUUGAGCCAACAAGCCUAGUGAGCGGUCAGUCUGGGCUCCCUCUGCUCCUCUCCUGGAGGCACCUCUCCCGGUUUUUACCUUCUCUGUCGUCACAGCGAUGGGCAGCGCUGGGCCGGUGGAAGUCGAGCCCAUGCCGGGGUACUGGGAGCUCCUCACCAGAGGCUCCAGCGCCCUGCUGAGCGCAUGGACAGACUGUAGCCACUGCGGUCUGGAGUUCUCCAAACGGACCCUCUUGGAUAACGCAUACAUCACCUGGACCGAAAUCGCCCUCUUUUUCUUUUGCGCCUUUUUGUGGACGAUAAUCAGGAAGAGACUGACAGAAAGUCUGUUUAAGCCCCUUGCACAGUGGUGCAGGCUGAUGCCCAAAGAUGCUGCCAAGAUGCCAGAGAGUGCGUGGAAGCUGGUCUUCUACACCAUGUCAUGGUCCUACAGCACCUACCUGCUGUUCUUCUCCUCCUACUCCUUCUUCAACAACCCGCCCUCCGUCUUCUCCAACUGGAAGAGUGGUAUGACAGUGCCUACAGACAUCGCCAUAGCCUACCUGAUCCAGGGUAGCUUCUACGGCCACUCCAUCUACGCCACCGUCAACAUGGACACGUGGAGGAAGGACUCUGCUGUCAUGGUGGUGCAUCACAUCAUCACCCUGGCUCUCAUUAGCUUCUCCUACGCCUUCAGGUACCACAACGUGGGCAUCCUGGUGUUGUUCCUGCACGACAUCAACGACGUCCUGCUGGAGUUCACCAAGCUCAACGUCUACCUGAAGGCCAGAGGAGGCGGCUACCACGUGCUCAACGACGUUCUGUCCAACAUGGGCUCCGUCAGCUUCAGCGUCACUUGGUUCUGGUUCCGACUCUAUUGGUUCCCUCUUAAAGUGCUGUACGCCACGUGUGUGUCCAGCAUCCAGUCUGUCCCCACCAUCCCCUUCUACUUCUUCUUCAACGCCCUGCUCUUCGCCCUACUGCUCAUGAAUAUCUACUGGUUCCUGUUUAUUGUGAUUUUUGUGGUGAAGCUGCUGAAGGUGAAGGAGGUGAACGACGUCAGGGAGUACGAAGACGAGGACGCCAGGAAGGCAGCAGAGGAGCUGCUAAAAGACGCAGAAAACAAUGAUGAUGAUGCUGGACAUCACAACUCAGCCCUGAGGAAGCACGUACAGAACGGCGUUAUCAAGGACAAGCAUCUAUAACAGGCUCUCGGGCGCCCCCUCCUGGCUCUGGACUGCACCUGCAGGCGCUCCUCGGACAGCAGACGUUCAAAACGUGACCGGACGGGAAAGAGCAUCACAAUCACAAAACAAAAGAAAAAAACAAGAAGAAGAGAAGGGAAAGUUAGGGUGCAAUCAGUUUAUAUUUUGUAUUUGUUUUAGAGCAUUUUAUUUUCAGUUUUAUUUUAUUAGAGCACUGUGAAUGUCAUUUCAGCUGACUUCCUGUCUUGCUGUUGUCGGAUUAACAUGUGAUAGAUCUAGUGGAAGCGAACCUUCUUGAGGGAGAGAUGAGGAUAGGACCCAGUCUAGAUGUGUUCUCUUGUCUUCGAAUAACCUGUAGGAACCAAGGGAACAAGCAACAGCAGCAUCAGGUUGAGGUUAUUUGUUUAGUCGUUCUUCCCUUUCCACUUCGUUAACUUCCAUCCAUCCGCUCCGACUUAUUGUAUGAGAAGAAAUGAUGGAUUAUCUCUGCUAAUCCUUCAUCUGCUUCCCAGUUUCCUACAACCAUUCAUUUGAACUGAGAGGCCAGACGCAGCGUUUGCAUGUUUUAGGACGCCAAGAUUCCGCAACCUUUAAAGUAACAGGAAUAAUUUAUUCCGUGAGACUUCUGACCCACAUGAACUUUGAAUAUUCCCUUGGAUUCCUCUCCAGAAAGCGCUCCUUUUCCUUUUUCUUGUGCUGUUUUGUCUCUGUAUAGGCUACAUAGCAUCUGUUGGUGCACUGACAUGAAGGCACACAAGCUCACUGCUGGUUUAAUGACGGCAAGCAGCUAGAAUUGAUUGACAGAGUCUUUACCGCAAUUUGAUUUGCUUACGAAAGAGAUUUCUAAUAUUGUUAAAUGAUAUUCAAUGUGUUCAGGUGACGGACGGUGGUGGAAAAUCAAAAACACAGUGUAUGCAGUCGCUCUACUAUUCAGGAAUGCAUGAAGUCAAAAUGAGUUUUGGAAAUGUGUGACGUAUUUUUCACAAAUCUUUUAGCUGUAUCACCAACAACUAAAACUGCUCCUGGAAAUCCUAACAAACAAGUCAGUAUUUUACACAUUCUCCCAGCGGCACCUAAACGCAUCUUCUUGAUAAAUGUGAUCAAACUAUACGCUGGAGAAAAUAAGCGUUGUCAGUGUUCUCGGUAAAUGUAUUUUUAAUGGUGUUGUUAGCAUGUAAUUCACAUCGGAUUUCAGUAACAUCCCAACUAAUAAACACUUACAGAGAAAUAAACACAUAUUAAUCUGCUAGUUAGGUCAUAUGUGAUAAAGUGGAGUGACACAAGAAAAAAAAGGAGGUGUAAAAAUGCAAAAAUGCUGAAAUCGGUUAGUACUUGGGAAAUCUGUUGCUCAAGGUUCAGUCGUAAUUUAUGGCCUCUAAAAAUGUUUCUCAUUUACAAAUUGUUGAAAGGUCUCUGCAGUCUUUUUACAGCAAAUUAUACAAUGACAUUUGUUAUAAACAAGAGAGAAUAUCUCACCAGAACCUUGAGGAUUUUAACUAGUUUGAAAGAAUGCAUCGAAACCACGUAGGUUAUCCAUCAAGGAGACUCUGUGAAGGUGUUCCACCAAAACAGAAUUUUCUGUUUCCUGUUUAUUAUCUGUGUCAUUCCACUAAGUUGGUUUUAUUCCCUUACAUGUUAUUACCGACAUCUGGGCUGAGUCACCUUAAAAAUAAAUGCGCCGUAAUAACGUUGCUGCGUUCAAUGCUUAUUUUUCCAGCUGUAUAAGAUGCACAUCUUGAAACCAGAAGCAAUUAGAAUUUUAAAUAUUUUUCAAAACUUGAACCACAAAUUGAAAACCCAAAGGAACCAUUUUCCUGAGGUGCCUGCUGGUUUACUGCAUGCCUGUAGAAGAGAAUAAGGAACGUUUCCACUUUGUCUACCUUCUCGAUCAAAUUCCAGCUCUUGUUUGGAGGGACAGCAUGCUUGUGCUGCUGGAGCAGGCCGCAGAUGUUUGAUAAUCUGUUCUCUUUCGUUUCUGUCUUCCAUCAUCCUCAAACCAAUGUUUCAGGAAAAAUUGAAGCUUAUCUUGAAAUUGUACUUUAAAUUAUGAUUAUUGUUGCUGUAGUUAAUUUGAUGUUUGUAUUUUAUUUUAUUUUAUUUUUUUCGUUUAAUUGCUGCUGUUUUUAUCUCUGAGAGCACUGUUUGUAUUCCAGAUGUUUUGUUUUGUUUUCUGCUGAUGUCGGUGACAGUCAUGUGAUCAGGGGACCAUCACUCACCUCUAUCUGGACCAACAUCUGGAUUCAGCCUUUGACCCGUUCCUGUUGAUCACUCUCUUAUUACUGUAGUACAUCUGUGCUGUAAACAACGCGGUCCGCCUGUUGCUCAACUACCUUCUCAGCUCUGAUACUCUAAUCUGUUUCUCAUUUAAUGACAGCAGUAAUCCCAGUGUGAGUCACAAACCCUGAAAUCUGUGAUCUGGAUUGUCUCACUACAUCAGAGGGCUGCGAAGCGAGGAGCAAACAACAAACUUUCUCUAGAAGUACCUGUCUAGAUGGUUUCUGUCACUAUUGCACCUCAGGGUUUGUUGGCUUUGGUGGACGUUUUUCAUCAAUGAGCUUUUUGAAAACCUUUACCCUUUUGGAGGUUUUGAGAUGCUGACAUCGGUAAAUAUGUGCAAAAAACCUUGAAAUAAAUGAAUAGUUUGUUG